Ceraceosorus bombacis is the source of this 2255-nucleotide messenger RNA. The record is from the annotation of a GenBank genome assembly. Lineage: Eukaryota; Fungi; Basidiomycota; Exobasidiomycetes; Ceraceosorales; Ceraceosoraceae.
AUGUCUCAUGCUCUUUACGCUGGCUUCACCGCCGGCACACGCAAGACGAGCAAGACGAGCCAACCGGCACUCAAGAAGCGUAAGCUGAGCCGAGACUUGGAGCGCACUGAUGGCAAGUCUAUCGCCCCGGUGGACGAUUCUGAUAGCAAGAAGAUGACGAAAAGGGGCCAUGGGAAGAGAAUUGACGAAAAGGAGAAGAGACGAGUGUCCUUUGCUGAUUCUGCAGCCGCACAGGAGCAAGGAAAUGCACAAGAAGCGGUGCGCUCAGUCGCGACGGAGCCAGAAGAGGCAGCGGCACUAGGUCCUGAGCGUAGGGGAGUCAAGGUCGAUCUAAAAGCCCAGAAUGGGCGCAGGGUAGAGUCUGGCAGGGUAUCAGUCGAUGAGGCGAAGCUCAAGAAGAAGCUGGUGAGUGGAGUGUAGUUUGGAGUCCUGCCAGCCGAGCUGCAGGCCGCAGAUGCUCACCAAGAACUGACACGCACGCGCAUACACACAUCGCUUCUGCUCAGCACCACACCAUCACUCUUUCCACCACCGCGACCAAACGAGCUCGAACUUUCGAGGUGCAAAAGCAGAUCAAGCGCUUGAAGCAAUCAGGUUCGACGGAUGGCGGAGAGGAAGGGGAGAGAGAAUUGAAAGCUCUGAAGAAUGUCGAUGCUGCUGCUGUCGCUGCUUCCGUGCUACUUUCCAAGCUCAGCAAGGCAAGAAUGCUGCCGCGGCCGAAAGAGCUCGCGCAGCUUGCCGCUGACAAGGAAGUUGCAGAGCAGGAUCAAGAAUCGUGGCCACUUUUGAGGGCGGUCCUCGCUCAUGCCGCGCUCAGGUCAUCCAUACUCGACGGACCAAAGUCCGCAAAGGGUGACGAUGCGAGCUCUAAAGAUGGAGCAAUGACUCACAAAGCCGUGUCCAAGGUCAGCAGCAACAAGACUCUGGCUGAUGAGAUCAAGAACGCUGUGGAAACUCUGCAAGCGUUGCUCGGCAUCACUGGGCCAACUCGCAAGGGUGCAGAUUCAAGGGAAAAGCCAAGCUCUGAGGCGAGCAAGGCGAAGGAUGGAAGCGCGAAAAGCGCUUCAGAGAAGAAAGUAAAAGAGUCUGACCCUACGUCCGCCCAUGAAGAUGCGCCUAACUCGUUCUUGGAGCGGGAAUGGUCAGGAGCUUCAGAGGAGGAAGGCGAUGAGGCGGACGACGCACACAGGGAUGCGGAUGCACAACUAAGCUCAGACGAGGAGGACGAAGGCGAGUUGGACGAGGAAGAAGCUCAGAGGAGGCUGGAAUCCCUCGGAGACCUCAGCCAAUUUGAUGGACUUGUUGGACACGAUUCAGAUGAUACUUCAGAUGCUGACGAGAGCGAAGCAGAAGCAGGCCCUAGCCAAGGUGGCGAAUCACAACGGAGGCCGGAUAACCACGUACGAGGUCGAGUGAGCCCAAUCCAACCUUCACAGUCUGACACCGAUUCGGACGAAGACGAAGACGAGGAUCAUCUACCUUCUCUGCGUACAGGCUUCAUCGGUGGUAAAGGUUUGGAGCUGCAGAAGAAUAAGAAACGAGGAGCAGAAGAUGACUUUUCCGGAGAAGAGGAUGACGCUGAUGGGGAUUGGGACGAGAUGGACGAGAUCGAUGAACAUGCGGAGGACAGGGACAAAGGCGGAAAGGUUGUCAAACCUGCUCGAAAAAAUAGAAGAGGUCAGAGGGAAAGGAGAAAGUGAGUUGGUCGGUCGCCGCUUGAUCUCUUGCGAACGACGUUCCGUUGGAAUGUGCAUUGCUGACGUACCACUGCCUGGCUCCGCUCGUUUUGACGCUCAAGAAUUUGGGAAAAGAAAUUCGGCCGCAACGCUAAUCACAUCAAGGUCAAGCAAAAAGAGUCGAAAGCGGUCUCUCAUGAUUGGACGCCAGCAAGAGCUCCCAAAGGAGAGGCACCUUCGAGCUUUGGCGCGCCGUUCGGACGACAUACAUCAGGUGGUCUAGCAUCCAAGGGCAGACAAAGGCCUGCCCCGUUUCAAGCACCGCCCAAAGUGGAUGGAGGAUGGGGCGUGGGGCCUGGAAGCCAGAGGCUUGGAUCAAGUGGUACUUCUCAUCCCUACGCCUCGACAGGCUGGCCGGCAAAUCGCACAUCUCAUCCAGCUGCGCGUAAGCCGCAGGCAAGCGAAAAAGUCAGCAAAGACCAGGUGCAUCCUAGCUGGGCUGCCAAACAGCAAGCCAAAGAUGCCGCAGCCAAAGCUCUUGCUGGAGCUGGCGCUGGUAAAAAGAUCGUCUUCGACUAA